Porites evermanni is the source of this 4158-nucleotide messenger RNA. NCBI's taxonomy places the organism in Eukaryota, Metazoa, Cnidaria, Anthozoa, Scleractinia, Poritidae. The record is from the annotation of a GenBank genome assembly.
AGACAUGGACAUGAAAAAUGCAUCUACACAAAGCUUGCAGAAUUAAAAGUAAACACUGUCGUCAAUGUGUAUGGUGUGGUUAAAUUUUUUAAGAGCCCUUUUAAGACCAAAGGCUCUGAUUUUGUGUGCACCCUGAGUUUAGUGGAUCCAUCACUGCCUUCUUUGGAUAGUUCUUUUAAAUGCGUAUUAUUUUCCAAGUCAAAGGAGGGCUUGCCUUCGGUCAAGGCUGUAGGAGAUGUAGUUCGUUUUCAGCAUCUUGGAGCUGGUCAUUAUCAGGGUGAGCUUCAGGGAAAAUUCACAGCAGAUUCUUCUUGGUAAGUUUUAAUUCACCACUGCUUUUAUUAUCUCUGCAUCCUGCGUCCCUGAUGCAAAAUAAUUCAUGAAAUGCAUCCCACAGGAUGCAAAGAACAGUUGAUCGAUUUGAAGAUUUUUUGGUAGAGUAUCCUGUUAAUGUGAUUUCUCUGGCUGUUGUUCAAAGAUGCAUAUUUAUUUUAGUCUUUUUUGUGCUUUAAAUAUAUAGAAGGACUGUACUACUAAUUUAAAACUGUAAUAAAGAGUUUUGGCAUCUGUCUCCAGAUUAACUGUCUGGUUACAUAAAGGCUCGCACAUCUUCCAUUUAGGACUCCUUGCUUUUUUUUCUUUACUGGAACUCAAUGGUUAUGGACAUAAGGCUGUGCUCUAGCAGAGCCCGGUGGCCCGUGGCACCUAACUUUUGUUCUCGGGCGACUAGAAAAUCUUUGCUUUUUCAUAGAACCCAUAUUCUGGGCACACUGGAUUUACAAGUUCAGAGCACUGGGCUCUCUUCAAUUUUUCUUAGAGCACAGCCUUGGGACAGGGACUCAUGAUUUUUCACAAGAUGAGUCCCAGGACUCACCAUAACUGUUUUGUAACAAAAUUACUGAUAAACCCUUCAAAUGCUAAGAGUGACCAUGAGUGGGAAUGAUAAUUCUUUUUAUUUUCUUCCAGCAAUAUCUCUAUAUCAUCAAACGAAAGGUUAUCAGAAUUUACAUUAAAUGUUUACUAAAGGGAAAAAAUGCUUUUAUCUUUUAUCAAACCAAAGAGGAUGGGAAAUUGGAUAGAGAUCACCGGAGUAAGGAAGAAACACUUUCCUUUGGUGAUAAAAAGCUUGAUUGACUAGAACUGAUUACUUGUCUCGCUCCUUCACCCUAUAUAUUUUUGUUCUUUUGUUGGCACUCCCCCUCCCCCAUGUCCUCCCUCCUCUCCCUCCUCCAUUUCAAGCACUGGCCACUCAGCAGCAAGGAAAUUUUUAUCAUCGUUUUUUCAGGGUCGUGUUUGACAUACACAGCUCAGAUACUCCACAAGUGAGAGCAUCCUCAUCAAAGUCAUACAAUUUGACCGAUGAUGAAAAAGGUGUCCUUGAAGAACUACAGGCAUGGAGUGCACACAAGGAGGCUCUCAACAAAAGGUUCUCAAUCACCAAUCUGAAAGAUCUAAGUACCACUCACCAUUUCAUAAACUUACUUGCUCAAGUGGUAGCCAUAAGGUGGACAGAAAAAGGUGACAUAGUCUUGACAUUAUGGGAUGGAUCCCUUCCUGCCUGCCAAUCAGUACUGGUUGAUCCAAUCAGUGAAAAGGGGCAAGUCAUGUCUGAUAAACUCAUGCGUAAAGCAUCUAAGCGCUGCAAUGAUGUAAUUCUCUAUGACAACCAUGUCAGAAGCAUUGGUACAAAGAUCUGCCCUGGUGAUUUUGUUUCUAUCAGGAAUGUACAUGUUAAGGAGAGAACAGCUGACAGCAGCGUUACAGCACAUAAUCCUCAGGUAAUUUGUAGCAGUUAAAGGUACAAUUUACAUAACUGCUCUGCAUUAAAUUUAAAAUUGUUUUUUUCAACCUUCAAAGGCAUCCAUGAGCUAUCCCCUUUGUACAUGAAAGAACUGCUAACUCUGUAUUGUUCCGCACACAUGCUUCGAUCAUCAUUUUCCUCACUUUUAGCCCGGACUGAUUAUAACAUGGGGACCUAUGGUGCCAGGGCGUUUGCCAUCUCUGCCACUGAGCUGUGGAAUCAGUUACCUGAUGACAUUAAAUCUAUUGCCAAUUUAACAACUUUUAAAUCAAAGCUUAAGACCUGUUUUUUAAUAUCGCUUUCAAGAAUUAUUUGUUAUCUAAAUUUCAUUUUUUCAUUUUUAUUUUUUACAAUCAUGUGAAUAUUGUGUAAAGGGCAUAAAGCUUCUGUAUAUGCACUAUACAAAUGUUUAUUAUUAUAAUUCUAAUAAUAAUAAUAAUUAUUAUUAUUACAAUUAACCCCAUCUAUUUCUCUAACCUCUUGGCUAGUCAUCAUAGACUAGUGGAUUUUGUUGCUGGGCAAAUAACUUUUACAGCUCGGGUAAGGGUCUAAGCAAGUCAUCCUCUAACAAAAUCAUUGACCAAGACGAGCAAGAAGUGGCCCCAGGCAAGCAAAAUGUAAGAGCUGCUUGCCCAAAGGACAAGAUGGAAAUCAAGUUUUUUUCGAGCCAUGCGAUCACCUACUCUUGUGUCAGAGAUCACCUAGUACUCUUCUGUCAGUGCAGCGGUUUUCACUUAAACUUUUGGGUUAUGAAGCUAGAUCUAGUGUACAUACAUAAACCUCACCUUAUCUGCCAGCCUCCCGUCCAGACUGUAGCAUUAGUUAAAAGAACAAGCAUGGGAAAAUACUCUUUGAAGACAUAGAAUAAAUAACUAGUCUAUUAAUUUGUUAGGCCCUUCAAUGUCACGAUCUCUUUUUCCGAAGGUGGCCGCUUAAUAGAAGAUUGCGUUUUUGUAACUGCAUUAUUACAGUGCAUGUAUUGUUUUUAACACCGUUGCCAUUGUGAGUUUGAGGGUAAAAUGUCGUCGUACUUUGGCCCACGGGAGUUUAGAGAGCAUGCAAACUCAGCAUGGUCACUUGUUUGCAGACCUUGUACAUGUGCUUAACGUCAAUGCAAAAAUUCUCUUAUCCUGCGUGGCAAGCGUUUCCGCGCGAGUUAGUCCAGAAAGUUUUGCGCUCUCCAACUUUUCGCGCAAUAAAUCGAUUGAAAGCGCUUGCAACGUAGUCUAAAACUCUCUAGAGUAUAAUCUUUGCUCUUUUUUUACAACGCUAAUCUCCUCUUCCAAUUCACCCUUAAAACGUGCAUUAAUCAAUGUAAUGCUGUCUUAUUUUACUUGCAGUUAGCAGAGUCACGUCCUCUUGUAAGCCUAGAAGUCCACAGGGGUACCAUUUGUGGACGCGGAGUUGAAAUUCUUUCAGCUAACGACCCUCAAGUGACGUCAAGUGCAAUGAUGGCAUUCAUGGCCAAAGCAGAGGAAUUAAUGAUACAGCAGGAGGAGAGUGAUGCUAUGGACACCUCUGAAAGUGAAGGUAUUAAAAUAACGACGACACGACCCUUGGAUCAGUGCUGUAAAGUACAGGAAAAGAGUAGCGCCGGUGAAGAGAGCUGUCAAGGUAUAGCCCCUGUUCACAAUAUUGAAAGCCAGGCUCUCCAAACUUCAAUGAAUCCACAACCUCUGGAUCAGUGUGGUGAAGUACAGGAAAAGUCCAGUGGCGCCGGUGAAGAGAGCUGUCAAAAUAUAGCCCCCGUACACAAUACUGAAAGCCGGGCUCUUCAAACUUCAUGCACAAUAACCGAGCAUCCCUGUAUUCCAUUCAUGUCUAUACGGGACAUCAAAGCAUGCAAAACGGUUCCUAACAAAUUCCGCUGCAGAGUCAAAGCUGUGAUAUUCUUGCCAUCGGAAGUGAAAGACUUCGUGCGAAGGUGCUGCCAGUCUUGUAGAUGCAUGUACAGAGAUUGCUCUGGCUCUUCCAGUGCGACUGGUGCUUCAGAAUCAUCUGUGCUAUGUACCAAAUGUAACCGAGAGACAACUCUAGUCUAUCUGUUUUCCUUUGUUAUUGAAGAUAAUUCGGGAGUUCUCCAGGCCAUGGUCUUCGACAAGGAUGCCGAGACUUUCUUUCCAAAUCUUCCUUCACCUCAAGAUUUCGUAGAGCAAACUACUUCCCAGCAUCUUCUGAAAGAAUGGAUGUUAUCUAUAACCCAGAAUCUUGAAAACUCGCUUAAACUUGUUGCACCUAACCAGUAUGACAUAAGACCGUGGCUAGAACUCUGUAUCUUAUCAUAUAUUCCUGAAAAUCAAGGUCAAGGAAAGGUCCUCUAUCGGGUGUUUGAUUCCACAUUUGUUGGAGAUUCUUAG